Molecule: messenger RNA, 585 nt
Organism: Anthostomella pinea
Lineage: Eukaryota; Fungi; Ascomycota; Sordariomycetes; Xylariales; Xylariaceae
Source: the annotation of a GenBank genome assembly
AUGCACUUCCUCGCAGCUCUGACCCUCCCGGGCCUCGCCUCGGCCACAGCCUAUUCCAUCGCAACAUUCGCCCCCGGCACCGUUAUCGACGGAGCGAAUUUGCAAGCUGCCGGCUCGGGCUUCUACACCGGCAUUUCGGGCCCAGCCACCUACUGCCCGGAGAACAUUGGGAAAUGUCCCGAGGUCCACGGAACACUGGUCUAUGACGGGAUGACCGGCAUGGCGGUCGAGGUCCCCGGCGGCCAGGAGAUCUACGUUGACUCCACUGGGCUGGUCAAGUACACCGUCGCCCACUCCGCCUACAUCCCCAAUGGCGCUUUCAUCGGCGGAUGGUUCAAUCAGACAAUCGUGAACGACUGCGGCCCCGAGACGCAGGUUGAUGUUCUCAAUUUCCUCGCCAACGACGGUUCCAACUUUGGCGGCCUCUCGCUUUGCCCAGACAUUCCGGACUAUUUGAACGACACCGGCGCAAGCUACGCCUUGUACGCGAAGACCGAGCGCUUCAAUCUGACUGACUGCAUCGACGCCAUCGGCUUGUCCCUUAUCGGCAGCGAUUCUGACUAUGGAUGCUGGCAAUACGAAUGA